AUGGCUGGUAGUAAUGAAGUUAGGGUAAAUGAAUCCAAGAGGGUGGUUCCACUGAAUACAUGGAUCCUUAUAUCCAAUUUCAAGCUAGCUUACAACAUGCUUCGCCGACCUGAUGGUACAUUCAACCGAGAUUUGGCCGAAUUUCUCGACCGUAAAGUCCCCGCCAACACGAUUCCGGUCGAUAAGGUUUACUCUUUUGAUGUAGUUGAUCGAGCCACAAGCCUUCUAAACCGUGUUUACAGGCCAGCCCCUGAAAACGAGGCUCAAUGGGGCAUUGUAGAGCUUGAAAAACCCUUGAGCACCACUGAAAUUGUCCCCGUCAUAAUUUUCUUCCAUGGCGGAAGCUUUACACAUUCCUCUGCCAAUAGUGCCAUCUACGAUACAUUUUGCCGUCGCCUUGUUAGCAAUUGCAAGGCUGUUGUGGUGUCUGUGAAUUACCGGCGAUCGCCCGAACACCGAUACCCUUGUGCAUAUGAUGAUGGAUGGGCAGCUCUUAAAUGGGUUCACUCAAGAUCAUGGCUUCAGAGUGGGAAAGAUUCUAAAGUUUAUGCGUACUUGGCUGGAGAUAGUUCUGGUGGUAAUAUUGCUCAUCAUGUUGCUGUGAGGGCUGCUGAAUCGGGAGUUGAGGUAUUAGGCAAUAUACUACUUCAUCCAAUGUUUGGCGGAGAAAUCAGAACGGAAUCGGAGAAAAAAUUGGAUGGUAAAUAUUUUGUGACAGUUCAAGACAGAGAUUGGUACUGGAGAGCAUAUCUACCCGAAGGGGACGAUAGAGACCAUCCGGCGUGUAAUAUAUUUGGUCCCAGAGGCAUAAGUCUUGAAGGACUAAAGUUUCCAAAAAGUCUUGUUGUUGUGGCUGGCUUGGAUCUUGCUCAGGAUUGGCAAUUAGCUUAUGUUGAUGGACUCGGAAAAUCGGGGAAAGAGGUAAAACUCUUGUACCUAAAGCAAGCGACGAUUGGGUUCUACUUCUUGCCGAACAAUGAACAUUUCUAUUGCCUCAUGGACGAGAUUAAGAACUUCGUGAAUUCUAACUGUUAA
Molecule: messenger RNA, 1035 nt
Organism: Ilex paraguariensis (yerba mate)
Lineage: Eukaryota; Viridiplantae; Streptophyta; Magnoliopsida; Aquifoliales; Aquifoliaceae
Source: the annotation of a GenBank genome assembly